AUGUUAAACAUUUUUUUAGUUUUUUUACUUUUAAUUUAUUCCAUAUUUUCUUUUGAAAAUUAUGAUAAUAAAAAAUUAAUAUUUACAGAUAAAGAAAAUGGAAAUUUUUAUAAUUUAAAACCAAUCUUAAAUAUACCAUUUCAAAGCAAAUUUCAAUACACUUCAAAUUUUACCCUUGAUUUGUCUUUUAGUUGGUCCAUUGGUGAAGAGGGAAAUAACUAUUGCAAAGAGAAAAUGAAUAAUGAAGAAAAUGCAAAAAAACUUAACCCAUCUGCAUGUUUUAUUAAAGAAGAUAAUUAUGUAAUAAUGCUAGCUGCAAAACCUAAUGAACUAGCUUUAGAAAGAUUAAGAUAUGGAGUUGGCCUAGUUGCAAGAUUUAAAAACGAUUUAAAAAUGUCUACAUGUAAAACCGCAGAAAACCAUGAUGUUAUAAUAGAAAUAGAAUGUGAUUCAAAUAAAAACAUGACCUUUUUAGGAUGUAAAUUUCAAAACGAAGAUAUUAGAUGUCCAGGAAUUACAUGUAGUUAUAAAUCUAAUUAUGGUUGCCCCACUAUACACUAUCAAGAAAUAGAAAGUAAAAGUUUUUAUGAAAAAGGUGUAUUAUUUACGGAUAAAAUAUAUAGAAUCUCAAACUUUAUGUAUGAGAUAAAACAAUUUAAUGUCACUACCGAUUUUCAUCUUAAGGAUCCUUCAAAAGGAAUUAUUGGUUUCAACACAAUAGCCACCGGAUUAUAUCGUUAUGAUAUUUUAAUCAGCAAAGAUUAUUAUAAAGAAAUUCAAUUUACCAUGGUUGGUGAUUCAAAACCAACUUUGUUUUUUAAUUAUUAA
Messenger RNA from Dictyostelium purpureum, 828 nucleotides. RefSeq lists its product as uncharacterized. The coding region runs from base 1 to 828 and encodes 275 amino acids. The record is from RefSeq and is a predicted model, not a curated record. The transcript has a single exon. Lineage: Eukaryota; Evosea; Eumycetozoa; Dictyosteliales; Dictyosteliaceae.